AUGGGAGAUGCCUGCCAGAAGCUUGUGGUUGCAGCCGCAGCCGGGAACUUGGAACAGGUGGAGCGGCUAAUCUUGAAGGAGCUUGCCGAUGUAGAAGCCAAGGAUGACGAUGGGCAGACGGCACUGAUUGCUGCUGCACGUGCUGGCCGACUGAAGGUGAUACAGAGGCUGUUGGAGUUGCGAAGCGGCAUUGUGCUGAACGCUAUGGAUGCCAGUGGCCGCACAGCCUUGGACCAUGCCGUUGAGAAUGGCCACGAAGAGGUGGUUUCAUUCAUGACGGCGGAUGUGAGCCUGCUGAACUUUAGUCGAGGGAUUAUGCCAGCAGUACAUCGCGGCGAUGGGAAAGUCAUGAAGGACAUACUUGAAGCUGCUUUGCCUGCUGACGGACAAGCAUGGCCUUCAUGGGCCGACGUGAACAUGCGUGACAGUCGUGGUGCGCCUUUGCUGCAUGCAGCGGUCAAAUCAAAAUUGCCAGGCCUCUUGGCGGAUCUGCUGCGACAGCCUGGUUUGGAAAUCAAUCAUCAAGAUCGCUAUGGCCGGACUGCAAUGGACAUUGCAGUCUCCAGCGGUCAAGAGGAGAUGGCUUUCCUGCUCAAGAAGAAAGGUGGCAAGUCAAGCGAUGACCUGGAAGACUAG
This is a messenger RNA of Symbiodinium pilosum, 636 nucleotides long. The record is from the annotation of a GenBank genome assembly. NCBI's taxonomy places the organism in Eukaryota, Dinophyceae, Suessiales, Symbiodiniaceae.